CUGAUUGUCGUAUUUUAAUCAGAAAUUAAUAAAUUGUUGUGUCGUUGUAAUAAAAACCAUUAUUAUAAUGUCUACCCCGUCUAAAAGGCCAUCUUCACGUGCAUCUUCCGAAGCGCCUACACCGUCCCGGCGAACAAGAUCUUCUCAGCAACUCAUUGUACCUGAAACUCCACAACGUUCCUCUGGUACACCAUCAAAAGAUGGAACACCAGGUUCUCCUAGAAGAACCCCGCGUACCCCCAGCCAUCAGGCACCGGGUACUUCUCCUGCACGGGCUCUCGCUUCAAGCCCUAUUGGAACUGACAUAGACAUGAGCUCACCUUUGAACUAUGGAACACCAAGUUCCUUGAGUACCCCUCGAUCUCUCAUGAGAGGAGCAAUGACACCAGCCAGACAGAGAGCUGAUUUAAGAGGUCAUCAGUUGGGUCCAAAUGUACCUGCUCCCACACCUACUAGACGAGCUGAAGCAGGGGAGCCAGAAACAGCAUCAAGUGAACCACAAUUAGUGGUGUGGGGAACUGAUGUAGCUAUUGCAGAGUGCCGGGAGAAAUUCAUUAAGUUCCUACAGAGAUUUGUUGAGCCCACUGCACUUACUAAUGAACCAUUGUAUGAAUUAAAGCUAGAAGAGAUACAUACUCUUGAAGAGCCAUUCUUAGAUGUAGAUUGUGAACAUGUUAAAAUUUUUGAUCCCAAACUUCACAGACAAUUUGUUUGUUAUCCACAAGAGGUUAUUCCAGCAUUUGAUGCAGCAGUUAAUGAGCUAUUUUUUGAGAAGUAUCCAGCUGCUGUUUUAGAACAUCAGAUUCAAGUGCGACCCUAUAAUGCACCACAGAGGCACAUGAGAGAUUUGAACCCUGAAGAUAUUGACCAACUUGUUACAUUAUCUGGUAUGGUGAUCAGAACUUCAACAAUAGUACCUGAGAUGCGAGAAGCCUACUUCAAGUGUGCAGUGUGCGGGAGUGCAGCUGUUGCUGAAUUGGAGAGAGGCCGAGUGCCAGAGCCAGCUCACUGCUCCCACUGCAAUACAGCACAUAGCUUCCAGUUAAUACAUAACCGCUCACAUUUCAGUGAUAAACAAUUAGUUAAACUACAAGAAGCCCCUGACGACAUGCCGGCCGGCCGCACGCCCGCUACGGUGAGCGUGAUGGCGCACGGCGCGCUGGUGGAGGGCGUGGGCGCGGGCGAGCGCGUGGCCGUGACGGGCGUGUUCCGCGCCGCGCCCGCCUCCGUCAACCCGCGCCGCGCCACGCUGCGCGCGCUGCACCGCACGCACGUGGACGCGCUGCACUACCGCAAGACGCACGCCGACCGCCUGCACGACAUGGAGGACGGGAAAGAGCACCAGUUCCCGCCAGAACGCGUUGAAUUAUUCAAGACCUUGGCGUCGCAACCAGACUGCUACGAGAGACUUGCUAGGGCUAUCGCGCCGUCUAUUUAUGAAAACUUAGACAUUAAGAAAGGAGUUCUAUUACAACUUCUAGGUGGCACCAAGAAGAAUUUUAAUGCCGCUGGUCGGACACAUUUCAGAUCGGAAAUCAACAUCCUUCUCUGCGGGGACCCGGGCACCAGUAAGUCCCAACUGCUACGCUGGGUGCAUUCUCUGGUGCCUAGAGCACAAUACACCUCGGGGAGAGGCUCCUCAGCGGUGGGUCUCACGGCGUAUGUCACUAAGGAUCCGGAUACGAGGCAACUCAUUUUGCAGACAGGUGCAUUAGUGCUGGCUGAUAAUGGAAUAUGCUGUAUUGAUGAAUUUGAUAAAAUGAACGAUUCCACGCGAAGUGUCCUUCAUGAGGUUAUGGAGCAGCAAACACUAUCCAUAGCCAAGGCCGGUAUAAUCUGUCAGCUGAACGCCAGGACGUCGAUUUUAGCAGCUGCAAACCCUGCUGAGUCACAGUGGAAUAAGAACAAAACUAUUGUAGAGAAUGUGCAACUACCGCACACAUUAAUGUCAAGGUUCGAUCUAAUCUUCUUAGUGCUAGACCCGCAAGACGAAGUGUUUGACAGACGCCUGGCGUCGCAUCUAGUAUCACUCUACUACAAGGACCCAGCGGAAGUACAAGAGGACGACGAGGAUGUUGUUGGCAUGAGUCUUAUGAGGGACUACAUAGCGUUCUCAAAGGAAAACGUGCAGCCCGUACUGAGCGAGGCCGCGCAACAGAGGCUAAUCGAUGCCUACGUAGAUAUGAGGCGCGUGGGAAGUGGGCGUGGUCAAAUUUCUGCGUACCCACGACAAUUGGAAUCUCUCAUUCGACUGGCUGAAGCGCACGCACGAGUUAGACUAUCUGGUACUGUUGAAGUGUCUGAUGUUGAUGAGGCAGCACGUCUCCACCGCGAAGCCCUAAAGCAGUCGGCGACCGACCCGGCGUCGGGACGCAUCGACGUGGGCAUCCUCACCACGGGGCUGGGCGCCGCGGCCCGGCGCCGCAAGGCCGACCUCGUAGCUGCGCUGCGCACCAUCAUACAACCGCACGCCAAACCCCACACCACCACCCACGCCAAGUUGCUGCAGGAAGUUAAUAGCAGUUCGCAGAUUACGGUGACUCGAGAGCAACUCGACGAAGCGUUACGAGAUUUGCAAGAUGAAGGCAAAGUAGUUGUAGUUAGCCACACUCAUGUAAGAUUGUGUUAAUUUUUUUUUUUUUUUAAAUAAUGGUAGGUUUGAUUUUGUGUAAUGUGUCGACUAAAUAUCUGUUUUGACUUUAUUAAGUUUGAAUGAAUGUUGUGUUAUCAGCUAUUAUAAUUUGGAAUUGUUGAAAGAAAUGUCAUUUGUUAAUAAAACCGAAUAUUCUUCUUUGUCUGUUAGAAAAGUAAAACGAUGAUGAAGUAUCCGAAAAUUGAGUAAAUAUAUAUGUUGAGGUGUGCUCAGUAUAAGAAAACCGCCAUGUAAUAUAACUGUGAUUUUUUAAAUAAAUACUUUCUUCUAA
This is a messenger RNA of Zerene cesonia (dogface butterfly), 2924 nucleotides long. RefSeq names its product DNA replication licensing factor MCM4 (gene dpa). Gene Ontology annotation, biological process: DNA strand elongation involved in DNA replication; DNA replication; mitotic DNA replication initiation. Gene Ontology annotation, molecular function: single-stranded DNA helicase activity; ATP binding; single-stranded DNA binding. The record is from RefSeq and is a predicted model, not a curated record. Gene Ontology annotation, cellular component: MCM complex; nucleus. The coding region runs from base 68 to 2629 and encodes 853 amino acids. The transcript is spliced from 17 exons. NCBI's taxonomy places the organism in Eukaryota, Metazoa, Arthropoda, Insecta, Lepidoptera, Pieridae.